Molecule: messenger RNA, 2409 nt
Organism: Coregonus clupeaformis (lake whitefish)
Lineage: Eukaryota; Metazoa; Chordata; Actinopteri; Salmoniformes; Salmonidae
Gene: trim65
Product: tripartite motif containing 65
Exons: 8
Coding region: 671-2218 (515 amino acids)
Molecular function (GO): protein binding; zinc ion binding
Source: RefSeq, a predicted model, not a curated record
AUUCAAAAUGUAACGAGUACUUUUGGGUGUCAGGGAAAAUGUAUGGGUUAAAAAGUACAUCAUUUUAAUUAGGAAUGUAGUAAAAGUAAAUGGAAAGUACAGAUACCCAAAAAAUCUACUUAAGUAAUACUUUAAAGUAUUUUUUACUUAAGUACUUUACACCACUGCCAACUAUACUCGCACCAAGAGAAUCGCACAAUACUUCCGCUUCCACCGGGCGCUGUCUGACUUCGUGAACUAAGAAACGCAAAUUUGAACAUCCGAUAGGUGGGAAUAGCUAUUAUGUGUAUGCGUAAUUCGUCAUCAUGUGGAGCGUCUACCGCGUUCAUAACAACUCGGAAUUCGGAAAUCUCUGACUUCCGACAUCAGUGUGUUCAAGACAACUGGUUACUCGGAAAAACGAACUCUGACUGAGAAAAAUCUUUUGGACAAUCAUCCAACUCGUAAUUCCAACUCGGGCCUUUUUCUAAAGCGCCGACUUUCGGACCUGAAAACCACCGACGUCAUGAUUUUACCUACUGUUUUCCGAGUUCCCAGUUGUCUUGAACGCACCAUAUAUCUGUAUUUCGGUAAGGCGGAUUCCCAGCAACUGUAUUCACAUCAACUGGCCUACUUUAAUAUUUUGCACUGAACUGAAGGGGUGUGUUCUGUACACAGAUCUACUGGAGGGAUGGAGACCCACAAUUUGUCCUGUGCCAUUUGCUUGGACCGCUUCAAAGUCCCAGUCACCAUCCCAUGCGGUCACACCUUCUGUCGAGACUGCAUCACAACUCACUGGGACACCAAGUCCAAGUCCAACAUCGGGCCGCAUUGCCCUUUCUGCAACGAGAAAUUCACCACCAGACCCAUCCUAAAACGCAACGUGUCCCUGUCCCUUCUGGCUGAGGCAACAGCGAACAGUGCUGGUGCAUCCGGUAGAGACACUGUACCGGUUAUGAGGGGCGACAUUGCCAGAGCCAUGCACCCGAUUCUGUGUGACCGACACAAGAAGCCCCUGGUGUACUACUGCCGGAAGGACAACAUGUGUGUGUGCUGCGAGUGUGCCAUCUUCGAGUGUAAGAACCAUGAGCAGGUGCUGGUGGAGUCUGAGAGGGAGAACCGAGAGUUACUACUGAGGAAGAAGAGUGUGGAGGUGGGCAUACGUAUGGAGGAGACUGAGAGGAGCAUCGCUGAGCUGACAGAGAAUAUCGCCAAAGCCAAGGUGACCCUGCAGCAGACCUCCCACUGGGUGAAUGCCAAGUUCUCGAUGCUGUUUAAGGUGCUAGCAGAGAAACAGGAGUCUACAGAGAACUUCAUUGAGCAGGAGAAGGAGGCUUCCCUCUCCCAGGUGGAGGCUAGGUUGGAGGAGCUACAGGAGAGGGCCAAGCAACUCAGGGAGAGCCAGAGCCAGAUCGCAACUCUUCGCAACCUGCCCGACAUCCAGCUAAUACAGGAGUCUCGGCUGGUGGAGGUCCCUCGUAUGAAGGACAUUCAAGUGGAUGUGACCCCAAACCUGCAGGAGAGGCUCAGCGCGGUGACAGACAUCCUGUCACGGCUCUCCAAGCUAGUGUCUGAGGACCUGGAGAAGGCUUUGUCUACAGCUGUGGGGCAGGACAAGCAAGGUUCUCCCCAGGAUAAGCGCCCCGUCCUGGCUGUGGUCCCCAGUCCUGCUGCUCCAUGUCACCCAGCUGAGAAGGAGGGCCUCAGCGAAUAUUGCUGCACCCUGACCUUUGACCCUCGCACGGCCAACGGUCACCUGCUCCUCUCCCAGGAGAACCUACGGGCGGAACACCUGACCUCUGGGCCGCGCCCUGUCCCAGCCCACGAGGCUCGCUUUGACCACACCUGGCAGGUGCUCUGCUUCCAGGGCUUCAAACACGGACGGCACUACUGGGAGAUGGAGUUGUCCAAGCCAUGGGCCUACCUGGGGGUGACUUACGAGGGCAUCCCCAGGAAGGAAAAGGGGAAAAGGUGCAUGGUUGGAAUGAACGAUCUGUCCUGGAGCCUCCAGCUGGAUGAGCGCCAGUUGAGCGCCUGGCACAACGGGCGCCGGGAGACGGUGGCUGGCCACUCCCACCACUCCCGCAUCGGAAUUCUGCUGGACUACGAGGCUGGAACACUGACGUACUAUGGAGACGGGCAGACGCGGCUGCAUGCCUUCCACUGUGCCUUCACUCAGGAGCUGUUCCCCGCCUGUUGGAUAGGGGAGGGCAUCAGCAUCACCCUCUGCUCGCCAUGACGACAACACCAAAGGGAAUGACCGUGACCUAACAAUCUCAUAUGGGACUAGUCUUGGGAAACUAUGACCCUGUUUAUACCUAGUGCUAACAUGGGUCCUUUGUCCUGAUCUUGCCUACAUUCUGAUGGUGCCCACAUUUCCAGAAAUGUGUCUACAUACAGUAUGCCAUUAAAAUGUGUCUGUUAUCCGUC